AUGUCUACAGAGCAUCUGGAAUACACCAGUGGAAGGAUAUUGUUAAAUGAGAAGCUUCUGAGUACAGAUUACGUGAAGCAACGUCUGAGGAGGCCCUCUGAAGACGACGAUCUCUACCGGUCACUCUUCAAUGAAUUCAGUUUGACAAAAAACAUGAAUGAAGAGUUAUUUCUCGAUUACUUUGACCAGUUAGGCACGUUAAUAGUUAAAUCAAAGGGAUCUAUUAAUCCAGAUCAAUUUUGCAGAGAUGCAGUUCAAUUUUAUAGCUCAAUGAAAGGAAUUACAAAGUCUCCUCCCAACACAAUAGGCAUUUCCAAAUACUUGUUUGAAGUUUUACGAACCAACAAAACGUCUUUGCCUUCUGAAAAAAUAAUGAUCUCCUUCUUAAUGACUUUUGGCUCGUGGACCCAAUGUAACAGUUUCAAAGAUUCCUGUUAUAACCUUCUAGUUUCUAGGAUUCAACAAUGUUGCUUUUCCCUUGAUUCAUUUAGUAAUCCACUGUCCCAGCGUUCGUUAAUGCUAGAUAAGAUUUUGGAGAGAUCGGUAUCACAACUUGGACCAAUAUUGUUUCUAUAUGCUUAUCAGUUAGGUAACACCAAUGUUUAUUCCAAUCAAGAUUACGAUAUGCCCCGAACGUUGAAGAAUUUCCUCUUAUACUGUGCAAAAAGUACAAUAUUCCUGUUGAAAUGGUCUACUAGUGUUUUGUUAGUUAACUAUUUCUCCGCUGCUGAUUACUCACAGAGAUCCCACAAUUUCAGCAACCUUUUGCCUUAUAUCAUAGACCUCACUUAUCAAGAGGCAGGAAAUACAACUAUUAUAAAAGUCUUUACAAAAUUGUGCUCUCUACCACUAGAUAUGUACCCAUUGGCUUUAAUUUCCAAGAUAUUAAAAGGUGCUCCAGAUAUAAACAAAGUUUUAGUUGAAGUUGACUAUGUUUCGUUUAUCAGCAAUGUAAUCAAUGACUAUUAUAAUGAGGAAGAAAAAUAUAUUGCAGAGGGAACGUCAUUCAAGCUUUCGUUGUGUUUAAACAUACUAGCGCAUCUUGGGAUGGUCAACGACAAAAAUAAAUUGAGAAUUUCGUCAGGGCCUGCUUCUACCCUAGUUUCGAAUACAUUAGUGAAACAUCUUGAAAUAUUAAAGUAUAUGCGGACAUCAGAAUGUAAAGGUAAUAUAGAUAUUCGUAUUGCAAAUAAGGCCAUCUAUUGUUCUACAAAUUUGACAUUUGCUGCUUGCACCAUACUAAGAUCGCUUUCUAGGUCUGCUUCCUUGUUACGUUCCCAGUUCAAAUCUGAUAACAACGUGCAGUUGUUGAUUGAGAUACUCUCAGUGAACGGUGAAGAUCUCUACGUUCCAUAUCAGUAUGAUAGUGAGGAAAAGCUAAAGUCCCUAAUACUGAAUAUUCUGGCCAACUUAGUUCUAGAAUUGAAUUCACCAAAGAGGAGCAUAAAUUACUCCGUACUCUUAGGACUAGUUAGAGGAUUUUUGGAAAACGGAAAGUCUGAGGAGCUUGUCUGUGCUUCGCUAUCACUUUUAAGAAACAGUUUAUUCUCAAGUGAUGAAUUUUUUAUCCAAAAGUUCAAAGAAAAUGUCCCAGCUACACUAAUACUAAAAUACAGUAAGAGUAAAAAUGACAAGAUAAAGUUAAGCUCCUUGAAUAUAAUUCGAAACUUGUUUGCGUGUAGCUUAGAUGUUUCGAACUAUAUAUUCAAUGAAUUCAAAGAUAUCAAUCAAGGGCCAGAAUGCAAAUUCAUUGAUUUCCUAAAAGGUGAAUUGUGUCAUUCACAGAAUAUGGAGAUAGUCCUGUCCUUAUGUUAUAUUAUUAGUAACUUGUCUGUAUGGCAACCGGUAAACAAAAUUUUCAUUGUGAAAAAUGAGGGGCUAAUGAUGAUAAUGAAGGAAUACCUGGCAAAACCUAUCAAUCAAUUUCCAAAAACAGAUCUCGCAUGGAGCAUCAAGUCUUGUAUUUCUUGGAUAGUCAUGAAUGUAUUGACAAAUGGAUCAAUGGAAGAGUCUGAAAGAAUAUGUCAUGUUGAUUUAGAAGAUGCUUCUUUGGCAGACCCUACUCAAAGGGCAAAACUCUUAAUAUCAUGGGGGUUUCUCAAUUCGUUAGGUGACAUGAUUCAUUCAUGCGACGAUGUAGACUCAAGGUUGGUUUUGAAUAGGGCAUUCGUCCUAUUAAAUACAAUAGGCACGACCUUACACUAA
Molecule: messenger RNA, 2205 nt
Organism: Pichia kudriavzevii
Lineage: Eukaryota; Fungi; Ascomycota; Pichiomycetes; Pichiales; Pichiaceae
Exons: 1
Coding region: 1-2205 (734 amino acids)
Biological process (GO): proteasome-mediated ubiquitin-dependent protein catabolic process
Cellular component (GO): GID complex
Source: RefSeq, a predicted model, not a curated record